AUCGGGCUGGACUCCGGGCAGCGGCACAUCGGGCUGGACUCCGGGCAGCGGCACAUCGGGCUGGACUCCGGGCAGCGGCACAUCGGGCUGGACUCCGGGCAGCGGCACAUCGGGCUGGACCCCGGGCAGCGACACAUCGGGCUGGACCCCGGGCAGAGGCACCGGGCCCCCAGGCGGAGCGGCAGGCACCGGGCCCCCAGGCGAAGCGGCGGGCGCCGGGCCCCCAGGCGGAGCGGCGGGCACGGGGCCCCCGGGCGGACCGACAGGCUCGGGGCCCCCGGGCGGAGCAGCGGGCACAGGGCCCCCGGGCGGAGCGGCGGGCACAGGGCCCCCAGGCGGAGCGGCGGGCACAGGGCCCCCAGGAGGGGCGGCGGGCACCGGGCCCCCAGGAGGGGCGGCGGGCACGGGUCAUCAGGCACGACGGCGGGCAUCGGGUCACCAGGCAGCAGCGGGCACCGUGUCAUCUGGCAAGGCAGUGGGCACCGG
This is a messenger RNA of Staurois parvus, 486 nucleotides long. The record is from the annotation of a GenBank genome assembly. Lineage: Eukaryota; Metazoa; Chordata; Amphibia; Anura; Ranidae.